Pezoporus flaviventris is the source of this 2695-nucleotide messenger RNA. RefSeq names its product divergent protein kinase domain 1A (gene DIPK1A). The coding region runs from base 373 to 2052 and encodes 559 amino acids. The transcript is spliced from 5 exons. The record is from RefSeq and is a predicted model, not a curated record. Lineage: Eukaryota; Metazoa; Chordata; Aves; Psittaciformes; Psittacidae.
ACUAACUUCAGUUGGUCUGGCACUUCUCACACCGUUUGAAGUGUUGAGAUACCCACUGCUGAAGGAGCAAUUGGUAAUUUUUUCACUACUUUACGAGCCUUACAUCCCUCAUCUCUGUUAACAUAGGCCCAAACAAACUCCCUCCUUAUUUUGGAGGAAAUAAGGGGCUUUAGACUGUACAGGCCCACAGCUGGUUUUAAUACCCUGUCCAGUAAAUGACGGGAGCCUGUUCCCAAUCAAUGAGACACGUUAUUUAUUAACUGACUUCUUCAUAAUUGUCCCCAGACUGGGCCCGACCACUUUCGGGCAGACCUGAGCGCCGAGGCACCUCGAGGGUGGCUCUCAGUUCGACAAGCCCCACUCCUACUCCUCAUGGCCCGGGAGCGGGAAAGGCGAGGGAACAGCCCCACUGCCUCGACGCGGCUGAGGGGAGAAGGCGGAGUCUCCCCUCAUCCCGCUUCAGGCCCUCACGGCUGCAGCCCUCCCGUGGAGCCGCGGCUGGGGGCGCGGGCAGGCUUUCCCCUAGCUGGGGCGGCCGCUGCCCGCCCUUUUUGCCCGCUGACAGCUGCUGUCGUUCGGCGCCCGCCGAUACUGGAGAGAGCGCGGGCGCCCGUGCCCGAGGGCCGCCGUACUCUCCCCUUCUUCCCUCGCCGCUGCCGCGCGUGUGCCGUGCCUAGCCGAGCCGGCGGCUGCGGCGGCAGGCGGGGAAGCGCUCCUCACCGCUCCGCCUCCGAUCGCCGCCCGCUGCGGGGAUGUGUGAUUGCCAUGGCGAGGCGGCUCUUCCCGGGGGCCUGGCUCAGGAAACCCCACUACGCGCAGGUACGUCUCUCAUAUAUGCGGAUGAAGUAUCUCUUUAUCUCUUGGUUAGUAGUAUUUGUUGGCAGCUGGGUUACAUAUGUUCAGUACUCCACCUACACAGAACUAUGCAGAGGACAUGACUGUAGGAAAAUAAUAUGUGAUAAAUACAAGACUGGAGUUAUUGAUGGGUCAGCAUGUAGUAGUCUUUGUGCUAAAGAAACACUGUAUUUUGGAAAAUGUUUGUCAACAAAGCCCAAUAACCAGAUGUAUUUAGGAAUCUGGGGAAGUCUGCAAGGUGUUAUAAAAUGCCAGAUGGAAGAAGCAGCUCAGCUUGAUCUUGGUACUGACCCAGAACCAAGGAAGGAAAUAGUCCUAUUUGAUAAACCAACAAGAGGAACCACUGUUGAGAAAUUCAAAGAAAUGGUAUAUAGUCUUUUUAAGGCCAAAUUAGGUGAACAAGGAAAUCUUUCAGAACUGGUUAAUCUCAUCCUCUCUUUUGCUGAUGGAAACAAGGAUGGUAGAGUUUCUUUGCCCGAGGCAAAAUCUGCAUGGGCACUGCUCCAGCUAGAUGAGUUUCUGUUAAUGGUGAUCUUGCAGGAUAAAGAACAUACUCCCAAGUUGAUGGGGUUUUGUGGGAAUCUCUAUGUGACCGAAAGAGUUGAAUAUACCUCUCUCUAUGGAAUCAGCCUUCCGUGGAUUAUAGAACUUUUCAUUCCCUCUGGCUUCAGAAGAAGCAUGGACCAGUGGUUUACUCCAUCAUGGCCAAGAAAAGCAAAAAUAGCCAUAGGGCUUUUAGAAUUUGUGGAAGAUAUUUUUCAUGGACCUUAUGGAAACUUUCUUAUGUGCGAUACAAGUGCCAAAAACUUGGGAUAUAAUGAUAAAUACGAUUUGAAAAUGAUAGACAUGAGAAAAAUUGUGCCAGAAAUGAACCUGAAGGAAAUAAUUAAAGAUCGCCAGUGUGAAUCAGAUUUGGACUGUAUUUAUGGUACAGACUGUAGAACUCUAUGCGACCAAAGCAAAAUGAGAUGUACCACAGAAGUAAUUCAGCCAAACUUGGCAAAAGCCUGUCAGCUACUUAAAGACUAUCUGCUUCGUGGUGCUCCUUCUGAUAUCCAUGAAGAACUAGAAAAACAACUGUACUUGUGUAUUGCCCUGAAAGUCACAGCAAAUCAGAUGGAGAUGGAGCAUUCCUUAAUACUCAAUAACUUGAAAACUUUACUGUGGAAGAAAAUUUCCCAUACAAAUGAUUCUUAGCUUCUCCACCAGCAGAAGACAAUUGAUGCCUGCCACUAGAGUGGCCCACCCUGUUUGGUAAAAACUAACUCAGCAUUUUUUAAAGAUGGUUCUUUACUCAGAUUUAAUUAAAGAUUCUAACUCUUGCCCUUGAGUCAGUACCUUGUGACAGGGCUUCUCAAAGAAGGAACAUGCCACUGAAUGAUCUGGUGUUCUAGUGCCGUGUUACAGAAACAAAACCCCUGCAUGCUUGACUGUUCUGUGCACUUUGUCAGAUCUUGAACAGGCUGGAAGUAUUCUCUAUGCCACCACAUCAACUGAUGGAACAUCUUAGGAUCCUGUGAAAACCAUUGCUCGCUUGUGAAAUACCCGCGAAAGAAACAUCAUUAUCCCAAGUAGUUUGAUGAAGAACCACCACUACCGCAAAUUACGUGUCUUGAGUCCAAGCUGCUGUUGUGGAUAAACUGAACUGUGAGAUUGAAGUUUACUAAUACCUUGGCAUGGCAGAAUUUGCACAUUAAUAAUUUUUAAACUGUGGAAAAUUAAGAGUGUUCUUCUAAGAACUGACAGGUUAUGAGAGUUAAAUCAGAUUCUGUUUACACCUUGUUACCUCAUGCUUGAAUCUUGAAUGUUUAAGUAGUUAACACUUCUUAAGCCCUUAUAC